AUGACGUCGGCGCCGGCCGAUUCAAUGGAGUGCUCUACAGAGGUCUGUGAAGCCUUCAAAAGCCCUCACAGCGCAUGCGCCGUCGGCGCUGUGACCCCUUCGGUCUCGGAUAUGGCCGCUACACCCGACUCCAAGCGGACACUCCUCUCGUCGCAGCCCGCGGUGUCCGAUGCAGGAACGCUGCAGGAUAACCCGGAACAGGCAAACCUAGACUGGUUCGUCGACACCAUCGGAUGCCCUCCUUCCGCAGGUGAGGAUCACGCUACGAGCUCAUCCGCUUGGCAGUCGUCAGUCGUCGUCAAAACUGAAGAACCACAAGUGAAACUGAAGACCAGCGCCGUGACAGACAAAACCGACCGGGAAAGCGCCCUGGAGAAUUUGGUCGUCGUCAAAACUGAAGAACCACAAGUGGAACUGAAGACCAGCGCCGUCUGGGAAAGCGCCCUGGAGAAUUUUUCCAUACUCAAUGACGAGGCGCGUUCACUGACCGAAGGCAACGCAGGAAUCUGCGUGGAGAUCGCAGUGCACACUGUGGGGGCGUCCAACAGUGUAAUUACGUCGCUGGAGUCUCCAGGGACGAGUACCAAAACGUUGUUUUCGAUUUCCCUGUUGCAGGCAGGCGAUAGCACUAAUGCGAACGUCCACGAAAGGUCCUCGGCGCUGAAUGAGGACAACGCUUUACCGUCGACGUCUCCAUCCUCUUACGCCAAGCCAAGUGAUGUCGAGAAGUGCGCAGUGCCGAGCGACCGUGAGACGGCGUCUCCGUCGUCCGUAAGAACUAGUGGCAGAGUAAGGGCUCGCAAGGAGUCAGCACUGCAGUCCAGUGACAACGCGUCGCCUUCGACGUCGUCAGUCAAGACAGACACCGAUGACAAGUGUGCAGGGCCGAGUGGCCACGUCACGGCAUCGUCGCGCGUGGGCCACGGAACGAAGCAGCGGAUGAAAGAAGUGCCCAGUGACAACGAGUUGUCCCAACAGUCUUCGCCGCCGUUAGUGACGACAAACGCGAGCCACCCCGACGCAGCCACUACACCCGAGGCGGCUGAGACGAGUGUGCAGAAGAGCGCUGGCCGUGGAAGUUCCGGCAAGAGGGUUGUGCGUAAGCCUCUUCGCUUUGGCGACGAGGCGUCUCCGUCGCCCGUAGGAAGUAGUGGCAGAGGAAGGGCCCGCAAGAAGUCAGCAAUGCAUUCCAGUGACAACGCGUCACCGUCGACGUCAUCAACCAAGACAGACAGCGAUGACAAGUAUGCAGGGCCGAGUGGCCAUGCCACGGCAUCGUCACGCGUGGGCCACGGAACCAAAACAAGCACCGCCAAGAAGCAGCGCAUGAAAGAAGUGCCCAGUGACAACGAGUCGUCCCAAGCGUCUUCGCUGCCGUCGGUGACGACCUACGCAGCCACUACACCCAAGGCGGCCGAGACGAGUGCACGGAAGAGCGAUUGCCACGGAAGUUCCGGCAAGAGGGUCUCGCGUAAGCCUCUUCGGUUUGACGACGAGGGUGCUCCUCCUUCUAAGAAGGAAAAGGCCACAGAUACCGGCCGCUCACCGGCAUUGCGUCAAACAACUUUGCCCUUCGCCGGUGGUGAUAACGUCGACAAAGUGACUUGGUGCAAGGACUGCCGGAAGAGGCUCAACCCUUCAGAAGUUGUCUUCUUCAAAGGUGACCCUGAAGGCGCCGUGGAAGAGUUCGUCGCCAUCAUCGACCCUCGGCUCACGUCGUCGCUUUGCAGCCAGGAUGAGCUCACCGAGCAACCUCAAUUUAAGAUCACACUGUUCACUGUGUACGACGAGCAUGGUCACGUGUGUCCCUUCGACGGUGGCCUAAUCAAUGCCAACGUGGCGCUCUACCUUAGCGGUCACGUGAAAAGCAUCUGCGCCGAAGACCCCGGAGUCCAGGACAGCGUGGCUGUCGCGAGGGCGGGUCCCAUCGGGUCCUGGUGGACCACAGGAUACGACGGUGGCGCCAACGUCGUGCUCGGCCUGACAACGGAGUACGCCGAUUACGUGCUCAUGACACCAAGCGCUCAAUACGAGCCGUACGUGAAGCGUAUGCAAGAGAAGACCUACCUGAUCAGGGGCGUUCUGGAGAAGCUCAUCGAGUGCGAUGGCGACGCGAGCUUCAACGACGUUAUGCACCACCUAGAGUCCCUGGGCGACCUGCCGAGCGACGUGGGACCUUUCUCGCUGGAGACGUUGCACCGGCAUUCGCAGUUCGUCGUGGACCACGUUCAGGCUUACGACAUUGCGGGUGACGCCAACAAGGGCACACCGCUGCUGGACAGCGCCUUCAUCUGCGAGCUUAUGCGUCUCACUGGAGCUUUCGUCAGGGAUGCGCCCGAAGGAAGAACGCUGACGCCCAUGGUGCGAAAGGUUAGCAAGAAGCUCGAGCCGAAAGCGGAAUUCGUCAUGCCUGUGGUGCGCAUGACGCUAGGAAAACUCCGCGAGGCCACUGACAGUUCUGCAAAGAAAUCGGGGCUCCUGAGGAAGAACAGGUGUGGCCUGUGCGAACCCUGCCUGGCACCCGAAUGCAAGUUGUGCGUUUUUUGCCGCAACAUGAAGAAGUACGGAGGACCCGGCACGUUUAAGCAGUGCUGCAUUAGGAGGCGAUGCCAGCUGAGGGAGUGCCCGGACAGUGCCGACUGCGCGGGCAUCGACUCCAUGGACCACGAAGUCUCAAGGCUUCCCGAUGAACCCUUCGCGCAGAGGGAAUUCUUUAAAAGAUAUGGCAUCGACUGUACUUGGACCGGAGAUCUGUUGGAGACGACUGCAGGGAAGACUUUCUACUCGUCCUGUCGUAUUGGAAGCGACCUGAGCCUGUCUGUCGGAGAUGACGUCACUGUGCUUUCAUCUGUGCACGACACUAAGCGCUACGUUGGCCGUGUCACGCAGCUUUACGCUGACAGCGAGGGCAAAAAGUUGGCCCACGUCAUUUGGUUCAGACGUUACGAAGAUACCGUUCUGGGCAGUUCCUUCGCCGAUGUCAGUGGCGAACUUUUUUCGACGACGGAAUGUGACGCGGUGCCCUUGGCAGCUAUUAGGAACGUCUGCCGCGUUGUUUUCCGUGGGUUAGACUGUGGCGACGACGACGUAUCGGGGCUUAAAGAAUACAAGUUCUUCUACAGGUUCCAGUGCCAUGCGACGACGUGUACUUUCACGGCGGCGGAUGUUGAAGGCCCAAGUUGCGCAUGUUCUCAGCAAGAAAAGCGCGCGAAGAUGUUCGCAAAUGUUUCGAAUGAAAAAGGUGGUUGCUUCUUCGUGAAGCCUGAUGCCAUCCGCAUUCCCCUGAACUCGAAGCUAAGGGACGCAACCCCGGAAGACAAGUCUGCGCAGCGACUGUCGGGCGACGAGUUUACUGAAAGGUACAGGAAGAUUCUGUAUCCUCCAAAGAUAGAGGAAUGCAGCUCACCGGACCCGUAUCGAAUUUGCUACGUUUUGCCUGACAAGAGGCGGCGCUUGAUGGACUCACCUCUCAUUGUUCAGCCCUUCUACAGAGAUUACGAAGUCCACAGAGGUUCCAGAGACAUGAUUCGUCUUUACCUUUCGCCAACGUCUUUCCCUAUUGCUCACACUGACGUUGUUGCUCCAUGUGAAGUGGUACACAGCGAUGGUGGCUUCGUGGGAACCCCUUUCGACAUUGUGCGGCCUCCGUUCUACUUCUCGCAGUGCUACGACGCGGAGCGAGACACAUUUACGGAACCAACUGACGAGGCGAAGCAAAUUGGCCGCGAUAUUCGUACCAGCGCCAUUAAAGUUCAUGUUGCUCUCAAAAGCGUCGACGUCUACUGUGGUUGCGGUGGCUUGUCUCUGGGCCUGGCGCGUUCUGGCGUCGCGGAAACUGUGCUCGCGCUCAGUGACAACGAGCACCACUUGAAGACAUUUUCCCUGAAUUUCCCGCUCGUGGCCACACCUUUUUUGUGUCCUUCAAAGGUACUUAAAGAUCUUCAUGCGGGCACGGUUACUCGUUGCCUGGCAGGCUUGAAGAGAGGUGAGAUCGGCCUGGUCUGCGGGAGCCCGUCGUUCGAGUUCAAGAAGAACAGCGACGGGGCGGCGCCGGUGAACUCUCAGCUGCUCACCUUCCUAGGCUUCUGCGAGUUCUUAGACCCAAUGUACGUGGUCCUCGUGGCCGAGAGACGUGCAGUCAAGUAUCACAAUGGGUCAGCGCUUGCUCUGGCGCUCAAGUCCCUUCUGGACCUCGGGUACCAGACGUCCUGCAGCAUGCUCCAGGACGGCUGCUAUGGGAUUCCGCAGAGGCAUCGGCGCCUCGUCAUCUUUGGCGCAAAGCGCGGACUCGCGUGCUUGCCUGCUUUUCCAGCGGCCACGCACGCCUUCGAUGUCCCGGAAAGGCACUUGUCCUUCGCCGUUGACGGCAGGGCCUACGCGAGCCCUAUGGUGGCCACGUCGACUGCGCCGUAUCCGAGGACCACAUUGAGGGACGCCAUCGGUGACCUCUGCAGUCGCAAUGGAGCGGGGCCCGUGACGGACUUUCACAAUUUCCUUGAGAGAAGUUGCGAACCGAGCAACACCGAUUGUGUCAAGAAGAUGACGCCAAUGGCCCAGGCGAGGAUAGCGCUCAUUCCUACGGCUCGUGGAUCGGACUGGCGCGACUUGCCCAACCGGGAGGUCCAGCUGAGCGAUGGCACCACCGCGUACCGCCUCGUCUACACCCACAAGUGCUCGGCGAGCCCGUACGGACGCCAGCGGGGCGUGUGCUCGUGCGCCGAGAAUGACCGGGCUCAGUGCGACCCCAUGUACCGCCAAGAGAACACGCUCAUCCCUUGGAGCCUCGUGCACACGGGACACCGCAGCGGCCAGUGGAGCGGCGUCUAUGGUCGGCUGCAAUGGGACGGCUACCUGCACGGCGUCGUGGCGAACCCCGAACCGCUGAGCAAGCAGGGACCGGUCAUACACCCCGAAGAGGACAGGGUCCUCAGCGUGCGCGAGUGCGCUAGGAUUCAAGGGUACCCCGAUAACUUCAUGUUUGCAGGCCCGACUCUGGAACGGUACAAGAUGAUAGCGGAAAGCGUCGCUCCUCGGCUGGCGCUAGCUCUUGGCAGAGAGAUAGCCAAGCAGCUGCCCUGAAAACUUUCUCCGGCCGGUUCAAAUGUUGACAACGAAGGAACGUACUCUUAAGUUGCCUUUCUAACGAGGGUGUUUUGCGUUGAAGGAUGUUAAGAUGACUGUGUUGCCGGUAUUUUGCUGCAGCAGUAGAUGGAAAUAGCCGACAUGGCUCUUUCGCAGGCUCUUCCAAUUGGCAAGGAUUGGCUAAUUUGCUGUGACUAUAAGGCUGUUUCUGAUUUCAUCGUGGAUUGUGUUUCUAGCACUUAAACAAUGCAAUAAGUUCCCAUGUAUUGAGAUAUAUCUGCAUCCCUGUGUUUUCUUGGGAACUUAGGCGGUAUAGUUCUAGGCAGAUGCCGUCUCUGCCGUUCUCCGACUGGGACCUGCGUUUGGAAAGGGCUGCCUAGGUUCUUAAGUUAAAAUACGUCCGACCGCUGUUUCCAGUGUUAAGGCUACUGCAGCGAUGAUAUCGCAUGUUUUGCGAACAUCUCUAUAACACUGCAUUUUGAAUAAUGGCUGAAACAGUCGAACUUAAGCGAAGCUCAUAUAAGGGGUCACACGCCGUCUUUUCAUUGUCGUUUGGCAAGUGUCAGUUGGCUGAAUUUGUAAGAUAUUCUCCUACUGCUCUCAACUUUAGCUAGCCAGACGUCGUUUUUGUUAGCGCUGUGUGGUUUUGAGAACCGUCCUUGCGGUAAAAGUUGCUCUGGUGACUUUCUACUCUGGGGACGCUUACUACAAUGUGCGAUUUUAUCUUAUCCAGUCUGCUGUCGUGAUGAGUCGGUCGCUUAGAAAAGACAUAGUAAAAGUUUCGUCAAUACAAAGCCUGCUGUCUCUGACCGUUAUGAACGUUGAUACUUCGCCUAGCAUUCUUUCUUGGCACUCUGCUGUGCGCCAAUAUAGAUCCGUUCAUUUGCGAACGACCAGAUGACACUGCAUAUCAGAAAUAUCUCAAUCAUCAGUAUUACCGUCAUGUUGGGACCUGCACGUGGGGCAAAACGGUUGUCAGUGUUUGCAGUUGGAAAUGCUCACACUGCUUCUAACUCUGAGCCUUCUCUGAAAUUCUCGGUGUGGACAAGCCAACCAAGCACGUUUUGAUCACUUUGUACAUCGCAGCGAAAGUGACACACUAGAUGAAACUAGCUAUUAUGUCGUUACAAAUUUGUUUUGCGUGCAGUGAACAUGUUAUGCCGCAAUUUCAGCGCCUGCAACUAUCUCUACGACGUCUCUCUCCACAUCUAUUCCAGAAGCAGCGUGAAGUUUGGUAGGUUUGUGAUAUACUUUGAGAUACUAUGAAAGCCCUUCUGUGGACAUUGGAAACGUUCAUCUGUGAGCGGCAGGGCGAGUAGUUAACACCCGAUAACUUCAAUUUGUUUCGCGUAUGUUAGACUGUGUCGAUAUUUAAAUGCUUACUUUUUGUACACGUCAUACACGGCGCUUCCCUGUUCGUGUAUCACACAAGCUAGUUGUUCUCGUGUUCCUGCUUCCCCUCAUAACCAAAGCAGAUGGAAUAGAAUUGCAGCAGUUUUAUUGCUAUUCUGGUUAUUUACCGUGUGCCUUACAGAUCUUAAUGUGAUAUUUAUGCUAUUUACCGUCGUUUGCAGCAGUUCUGACAAGAUCUCAGCAGCUGCGCUCUUUUUUUUUUUUUUUACUAAUUGAGACGUCGGCGCAGCACACAUUAGAGUAAUACGCCCAAUGAAACGUUUCUCAGUAGUCGUUUGGCGCUCAUUUUAUUAGGCAGUCAUCGGAAGUGCGCGAAGACAAAAAGGAAAUUAAUCUCGGAAUUUUUUUCGCAACGCGCUCCAGGUCGGGGUAUAGCCAACGGUUAGUCUCUGUUCUUUAUAAAUUGGGUCACAAAAUUUUAACCGGAAACAAUAUAAAAAAAGUCUCGGCAGAGCUGACCAUAGACAUUGCUGACCAUGAGAAAGUUGUCGUAACUUGCCACAAUUUCGUGCUUCAAGACUUGAUUAGAUUCAAAUCGAUGAGAUUAGGUUCUGUGAGGCCGCGAAACCGCUCAUUGAGUGUGAUACUGUUUUUUUCUUUUGCUGUGAUAUGUAUGUCUGAUACUAGUCAGCAUGUUUGUUAUGAAUCGUCAUUGUUAGUUGUUCUAACGCUAGACCACGGGCAACAGUCCUGUUGUCGCUCUCGGCUGUCUAGCGAUGUCGCAACCUGGUGCAUGAGACAUUCCGUACAGCAUUCGCAAUGGAAUUAUUUGUUCCGUGUGUCGACGUUGGGUAAUUGUCUAGAUCAACUGUUUUUGCGACUUGCGUCUUCUUGAGAGUGCCAUACAGUUUAAGAUUAUUGAUAUCUUUACUAAUAUGUUUUCUCACUAUGGGAAGUCUACGUUGUACCUGGUUAGUGAGUAUAAUAUAUAGGUUUAAUUGAACUCAAUUAUAUUUCCUUUCCUAGAAAGGAGGAGCCAGAACUAAAAGCUGUUCUGGGUCCUCAUUUCCAGAACAUAAAACAAAAUUGAGUCUGACAAGGCAAUAUAGGAUAGUUUUCUUUCGUUUUAUUUUGUUGCCCGUGAAUUUCCGAGUAAUUAAGAAAUAAAAGCUCGCAUUUAUUGGUAUUCAUUUCACUGCCGCGCCACAAUGAAGACUAGCCAUGUUUAUGUCGUAAUGUGUGUGCAAUUUUUAACGAUUUACUGUCGACCAAGUGCGUCGGCGUUUUUGUAUUGACUUGGCCUUUUCACGAAUAAAGCUUGUUAUUUUGAA
Molecule: messenger RNA, 7766 nt
Organism: Dermacentor silvarum
Lineage: Eukaryota; Metazoa; Arthropoda; Arachnida; Ixodida; Ixodidae
Product: DNA (cytosine-5)-methyltransferase 1
Exons: 3
Coding region: 1-5079 (1692 amino acids)
Cellular component (GO): nucleus
Molecular function (GO): zinc ion binding; chromatin binding; DNA binding
Source: RefSeq, a predicted model, not a curated record